This is a messenger RNA of Danaus chrysippus (African queen), 1188 nucleotides long. Lineage: Eukaryota; Metazoa; Arthropoda; Insecta; Lepidoptera; Nymphalidae. The record is from the annotation of a GenBank genome assembly.
AUGUACAAACUACUGAUUAUCACAGCAUGUAUAGUUUUGGUAAACACACAAAACAGCGGCGACCUCGAUUCGAUUCUUGGUGAGAUAUUCGACAAACCACCAAAGACUAACGUGAGCCCAGGUUCCGGGCCAAAAUCCUGUGUGACCAAGGACGAGAGACCCGGCGAAUGCGUCAUAUACUAUCUGUGCAAUGAAAAUAAUACUAUAGUGACGGAUGGCGCCGACGUUAUAGAUAUAAGAAUGAAAACCGGUCAAUGCGAGUUCUAUUUGGACGUGUGCUGUGAACUACCGAACAAGAAGGAUCCUGAAGAUGUUGUCACACCUCCACCGCCUCCUGUGCAUAAAGACUGCGGCUGGAGAAACCCUGACGGCGUUGGUUUCAAAACGACAGGAGACGUGAACCAUGAGACGAAAUUUGGCGAAUUUCCUUGGAUGAUCGCCCUUUUGAAACGUGAAGAAGUAAAUCCCAACGAUCCAAACAGCGAAGCUCUCAACAUAUACGUCGGAGGUGGUUCUCUAAUACAUCCGAGCGUGGUACUAACAGCUGCUCACUACGUGUACAAGCCGCAGAAGCUGCGCGUACGAGCUGGUGAAUGGGACACUCAGACCAGACACGAAAUAUACCCUUACCAGGAAAGGGAUGUGGCUAAGGUCAAGGUUCACAAGGAUUACAACAAACAUACUCAAUUCUACGACGUGGCUCUAUUAUUUUUAUCCGCGCCAAUGCAACUGGCGCCUAACGUGGGUUUAGUUUGUCUUCCGGCUGAGAGACAGCUCCCAAGACCAGGUACAAACUGCUUUGCGACCGGCUGGGGUAAAGACCAGUUUGGAAAGGAUGGGAAAUACCAGGUUAUAUUGAAAAAGAGGGAAUUGCCGAUAGUAGAUCGUAGUACAUGUCAGAAAGCUCUUCGCAAGACUCGUUUAGGGGGAUUAUUUGAGCUACAUUCGUCCUUCAUGUGUGCUGGCGGUGAAGGUCAAGAUACUUGCACUGGAGACGGUGGCUCACCACUCGUAUGUCCAGUCGAGUACGAAAAGGAUCGUUAUGAGCAAGUGGGUAUUGUAUCGUGGGGUAUUGGAUGCGGUGAAGAUGGUACUCCCGGGGUGUACGCGGACGUUAGCAAGAUGAGGGCCUGGAUCGAUGACAAGAUUGUGGCUGAGGGCUACGAACCUAGGAUAUAUGUGGCUUAA